This is a messenger RNA of Xenopus laevis (African clawed frog), 3145 nucleotides long. RefSeq names its product cell division cycle 5 like L homeolog (gene cdc5l.L). Gene Ontology annotation, biological process: regulation of transcription by RNA polymerase II; mRNA splicing, via spliceosome; DNA-templated transcription. Gene Ontology annotation, cellular component: nucleus; Prp19 complex; nuclear speck. The record is from RefSeq and is marked provisional. Gene Ontology annotation, molecular function: RNA polymerase II transcription regulatory region sequence-specific DNA binding; DNA binding; DNA-binding transcription factor activity, RNA polymerase II-specific. NCBI's taxonomy places the organism in Eukaryota, Metazoa, Chordata, Amphibia, Anura, Pipidae.
GUAGUUCCGUUUUACAGGAAAGGGAAUAGCGAGUCCUUGUGUGCAGUUUUCACCUCCAUCCGGCAGAGAGCGCUGUGGCAGUGAUUCAAUGUUUGAGCUGUGGGUUGUGGAUUCGGAGCAGAGUGUCUGGCACGCUGGUGUCUGCGCGUCACACAAGAAGCAAGAGGCCGUCGCUUUUCUCCGUUUCUUUCCGUGCGGGCUCGGGGCCUGUAACCAGCAGUCAGGAUGCCGCGUAUUAUGAUAAAAGGCGGGGUGUGGCGGAACACAGAGGAUGAAAUUCUCAAAGCGGCUGUUAUGAAAUAUGGGAAAAACCAGUGGUCUCGAAUUGCUUCUUUGCUGCACAGAAAAUCGGCCAAACAGUGCAAAGCCCGAUGGUAUGAAUGGCUUGACCCGAGCAUCAAAAAGACAGAAUGGUCUCGGGAAGAAGAGGAGAAAUUACUUCAUUUGGCCAAGCUGAUGCCAACUCAGUGGAGGACAAUUGCUCCUAUCAUAGGAAGAACUGCAGCCCAGUGCCUGGAGCACUAUGAAUAUUUGCUAGAUAAAGCUGCUCAGCGAGACAAUGAAGAGGAGACCGCAGACGACCCUCGCAAGCUGAAGCCAGGAGAAAUUGAUCCAAAUCCCGAAACAAAACCAGCGAGGCCAGAUCCAGUGGACAUGGAUGAAGAUGAACUUGAGAUGCUUUCAGAGGCUAGAGCUCGUCUUGCCAACACUCAAGGCAAAAAAGCCAAGAGGAAAGCAAGAGAAAAACAGCUGGAAGAAGCCAGGCGUCUUGCAGCCCUUCAGAAGAGGAGAGAGCUUCGUGCUGCCGGCAUUGAUAUUCAGAAGAAGAGGAAAAAGAAACGUGGCGUGGACUACAAUGCAGAAAUUCCUUUUGAAAAGAAGCCGGCACCAGGGUUCUACGAUACAUCUGAAGAAAACUAUGAUGCCUUGAAUGCCGACUUCAGAAAGCUCCGUCAGCAAGACCUGGAUGGCGACCUGAGAUCAGAAAAAGAAGCAAAGGACCGGAAGAAAGACAAACAGAACAUUAAAAGGAAAAAGGAAUCUGAUUUGCCGUCUGCCAUUCUUCAGACAACUGGGGGAGCCUCGCAACUUACUAAGAAGAGAAGUAAAUUGGUUCUCCCUUCUCCUCAGAUUUCAGAUGCUGAACUGGAAGAAGUGGUAAAGAUUGGACAAGCCAGUGAAAUCGCUCGGCAGACGGCAGAGGAGUCGGGUAUAACCAAUUCUGCGUCCAGCACGUUACUGUCAGAAUACAAUGUCGCCAAUAAUAGCGUAGCCCUCAGGACUCCCAAGACUCCAGCAGCGCAAGACCGCAUACUGCAGGAAGCGCAGAAUUUGAUGGCCCUCACCAACGUGGAUACGCCAUUAAAGGGAGGGCUGAACACUCCUCUUCAUGAAAGUGAUUUUUCAGGAGUUACACCACAGAGACAAGUGGUACAGACACCCAACACUGUGCUGUCCACACCAUUCAGAACUCCGUCCCAGAGCUCCGAAGGAAUAACCCCUCGGGGUGGCAUGACUCCCAAACCAGUUAUUGGGGCUACCCCUGGAAGGACUCCUCUGCGAGACAAGCUGAAUAUUAAUCCUGAGGAUGGGACAGUGGAUUAUAACGACCCAUUUUACAUAAAACAGAUGGAAAGGGAAUCUCGGGAGCACCUGCGCCUUGGUUUGCUCAAUCUUCCGGCCCCGAAAAAUGACUUUGAGAUCGUACUGCCGGAAAACGCAGAGCGGGAGCUGGAGGAUCGAGAUCAGGACGAUUCCAUUGUAGAAGAUGCUGCCGACAUAGAGGCCAGAAAGCAGGCGAUGAGAGAAGCGCAGCGAGCAAAGGAGCUCAAAAACAGACACAAAGCAGUGCAAAAGGCUUUACCCCGACCAUCAGAGGUGAAUGAAACUAUUCUGAGGCCUGUAAAUGUAGAGCCUCCACUUACAGAUUUGCAGAAAAGUGAAGAGAUGAUCAAAAAGGAAAUGAUUGUGAUGCUGCAUUACGAUACCCUCCACCAUCCUUACGCGGAUAAUGUAGGAGGGAAGAGAGGGAAGGUGCCUGGCUCAGCAGCUGCCAACGCGGAAAGCAUUGCCUUUCUGGAACACAUGCCAUAUGUAAAGUAUAGUAAGGAGGAACUCAAGCAGGCAGAGGAAGUCCUGCAACAAGAGAUGGAAGUGGUGAAGCAAGGUAUGGGCCACGGGGACCUCUCGAUUGACUCGUACAACCAGGUGUGGGAGGAGUGUUAUAGUCAGGUGUUGUACCUUCCUGGACAAGGCCGCUACACACGGGCCAACCUGGCCAGCAAAAAGGACAGGAUUGAAUCACUUGAGAAGAGACUAGAGAUAAACAGAGGUCACAUGACGGCAGAAGCCAAAAGGGCAGCCAAAAUGGAGAAGAAACUGAAGAUCUUGCUCGGUGGCUACCAGUCCCGGGCCAUGGGGCUCAUCAAACAGCUGAAUGAGAUUUGGGAUCAGUACGAACAGGCCAACCUGGAAUUGGGAACUUUCGAAGAACUUAAAGUGCAUGAAGAUACCGCCAUUCCAAGAAGGAUAGAGUGUCUGAAAGAGGACGUCCAGCGACAGGAAGAGCGAGAGAGGGAACUGCAGCAGAGAUUUGCCGAGCUUAUGCUGGAGAAAGAAAGCUACGAAGCCAUACUGUGAUCCCAUGCCCGUCGGCCAUGUUUGCAUGCGCACAUCAUUGCUGUCGGUGAUUAACGUACAGAGACCUGUGCUGUGUUGGUUGCUACUUUCUGCGUCUGCUUCGUUUUUAUGGGGAAUGUUCUAUUUUGUGCAGCAGAACAUUAAGUUGGCAGCCAUCGUGAGUUGCGUAUAUAUCUCUGAGAUCUCGGCUGUACUCUGCAAACUCUAUAACACGAGUACGGACAAGAAGUGGAAUUUUUAUUUUCUAUUAUCGAGAGGCGCUUUUUGUUUUUUUUGUUGUUAUUGUGCUCUCCGAGGUCCAGUCAUUUUCCCGCAGUUGCUUUUAUUGACGGCGUCCAUUUGUGAGUGAAUAGAGAUAUGUUGGAAACUUUUUUUUUUUCCUGCCCGUACGAUUGUGAGCUUUCACGGUUCUAGCUGAAUUGAUUUAUUCCAGUAAAUUAAAUUGUUUAAUCGCUGAGGUUUCGCCAGAAGAUUACAGAUGUUCAAUAAACAUAAUAAUGAAUGA